Molecule: messenger RNA, 1506 nt
Organism: Myzus persicae (green peach aphid)
Lineage: Eukaryota; Metazoa; Arthropoda; Insecta; Hemiptera; Aphididae
Product: KRAB-A domain-containing protein 2-like
Exons: 4
Coding region: 1-1506 (501 amino acids)
Biological process (GO): DNA integration
Molecular function (GO): nucleic acid binding
Source: RefSeq, a predicted model, not a curated record
AUGGACUCUAAAUGGACAGCAGAACGAGAUGCCGAAGCUGUUAAAAUUUUAACUGAUGAUGCUUCUAUAAAUAAAGAUAGGCGGUAUUAUCACGUCCGUGAGAAAUUUGAUUUGAUCGAGGUAGCUGGCGUCCGACGUGUGCGACGGAAACGCGAUCAACGUAUUAUGGCAGUAGUCGACAGUUUCCAUAGUAUUAUCCGUGAUAUGCAUGUGGCCAGUGGACAUAAAGGUGAGACAAAAACACACAAAAAAAUAAUGAAGCAUUACUCUAAUAUUACUAUGGCUGAUGUAAAAGCUUAUAUUGCUAAUUGUGAAAGGUGUGUGGAAAAAUCAAAAAAAAAAAGUACGCGAGGUGUUGUUGUGCGGCCUAUUUUAGCUUCUUCUUUAAAUGAACGUGGGCAAGUGGACCUUGUUGACUUUCAAAGUUUACCUGACGGUGAUUUUAAAUUUAUUCUUCAUUACAAAGAACACUUGACAAAGUUUUCAUUUUUCCGGCCUCUGAAAUGCAAAAAGGCUUCGGAAGUGGCGAAAGAACUGUUACACAUAUUUUUGACGUUUGGUGCACCUCACGUUCUACAGUCCGAUAGUGGUCGCGAAUUCACUGCCGGUGUUAUAAAAGAAUUAGCGUUAUUAUGGCCAGAUUUAAUAUUAGUAAAUGGUCGGCCACGUUAUCCACAAAGCCAAGGAUCUGUAGAAAGAGGUAAUUGUACACUGAAGGAUUCGCUGGUGGCGUGGAUGCGAGAUAACAAAACUGCCGCAUGGAGUUACGGCCUCGCCGUUGUACAAUGGGGCGUUAAUACCACAUACCACGAAGCUAUAAAGAUGACUCCAUAUGAAUCAGUCUUUGGUCAAAAAGCACGAAUGGGACUGGCAACAAAAGUACCUCGUGAAUUGUUGGAACAUAUAAUGACAGGAACGCUAGAAGAAGAAAUGUUAGACAUGCUUUUGGAUCCAUUGACUACUCCCACCAAUCCGGAAUAUCGAAACGAUGAGGACCUACGAGUACUCAAUACUGAAACAAUAGAUUUAGAGGGUACGCAGGAUACAAAUGAAUUAUUAGAAGAUACUACUGCGCAGAAACUUGAUAACUUAAUAAAGACCACACGAAACAUUUUGGAUAUUGAAAGUGACACCGACGAAAAUAUUGAAGAGGUAGUUUCCGAUCAUCCUGCUGUAGCACGACGCAAAAUUGCUGCACAGAAUUUAAAAUGCCAAGCGGAUAGGAUGGUAACGAGAGGCAAAGGCAUUCUCCCUCGCUUAAAAGUUGGCGACAAUGUUCUGGUGUCAAUCCCGUCGGUAGAUCGAGGGCGAGGAGAUGCCGCCAACCUUCUUUCGGUUGUAAUGGAAGAAAAAAAUGGUAAAUUUCGUAUAGCAACCAAAGAAGGAACUCUAAACACAUGGCUGGAGCGGAACAGUUUGGCUGCUACGAAGAUCAGUUGGGACUGGACAAGGAUAUCGACGUUGUACCUGCCGUACGAAUUGCACAUCAAAAAAGUGCACAUGUAG